GGGAAUUGUGAUAGAAAGAGCGAACGUCUCUAGAGUAGGAUAUUUAUUUCUGUUUAUUUUCUGUGUGAAGUUGUGUUUGGAGUUGAUAGAGGCUAAUAUUAAUGGUGUGUAUCUAAAAUAUAUCUAAAACAACAACAACACUGGCAUUGGUUGGACAAUUUACAAGAACCACAUCGACUGCUAGAGUCGCAAGAACAACUACAAGAAGAAGAAGAAGAAGAAUAAGGACAAUAGCAAUUGUAUUAACGACGAGGAUUUGAAAAGUUUGAAAAAGUUUUGAAAAGUUUUGAAAAGAAAAUUAAUGAACUUUGUAAAAAAAGAGUUGGACGGGGUUACACGACUCUAACAGCAACAACAACAACGAAAACAAUAUUAUAAGACCUUUGUCCUUUGUGGGUCAGAGUUCACUUGGAGUAGCAACAACAAUAGCAACAAUAAUAAAAGCUAUCGUCCACAAUAGCAACCGUUUAAGGAAGGGAUCCGCUGGUUCGAUUUUCACUCGGAAAGAGAAAUAAACAACGCGAAACAAAGAAUUAUAAAAGUAGCCAAUUUGUGGGUUCACUUGGAGCAGUAGCGAUAACAACAAUAAUAGCAACAAUAAUAAAAGCCAUCAUCCACAAUAGCAACGGUUUAAGGAAGGGAUCCGCUGGUUCGAGUUUCACUCGGAAAAGCGAAAUAAACAACGCGAAACAAAGAAUUACAAAAGUAGCCAAACUAUUUCUUUUUUUCUUCAAAGAGUCAUCUUCGUCUCUUAACAACAACAUCGUCAUCAACAAUGAGAUCAAGGAAAGCCGUUUUCUCACUGACUCUGCUCCAGCUGGUGGCUCUGGCCACCGUGGCCGGCACCUGGACGGCGGUCACUUCCAAGCCUUCCUAUGACUAUGCAUAUGUGACAUUCGAAGGCGGCGAUUACAAAACCCAUGAGGGGCAGCCCGGUUCUGGCGACAAAUGGGUUGCUAAGGGCCGGUUCAACAACAGAAUCAAUGAAACGGGGUGGUCCUACCUGUGGGUGGAAACCAAUCCUAAAGGAAACAACGACUCCAUGCAGGCCUUCGCUGCCGGCCUCGUCGAAGGUAACCUCACCGCUCCCCUGAUCCGAAUGAGCGGCAAGAACUCCUGGGAGGGACAAUGUCAGAACUUAUCCAGCACUUAUUGCGCCAAGAUGACGAAAUUCUUGAUCAUGAAUCUGAUUUGGAUGAAGGAGAUGAUCGCAGAGAAGGCCAAGACAAACCCAUUCUGGCACAUGAUCAACCUCUACAUUUGUCAACUGGAGGCCCUGCAAUCUGUAUAUUCCUCUGAAUAUGGAUGUGAAGGCUGUUUGCCGGAACUCUACUGGCUCCAGUUCUACAGCGAACUCGCCGACAUCAGCAAGGCGCUGAUGCUCCCGCCGGAAGUGUACUACAUGCGCAAAGGGUCGUGUUCGGCCAUGAUCAAAGUGCUUCCCGGCAACAAGGACCUCUACGUCGCCCACGACACCUGGAACACUUACAGCAGCAUGCUACGAGUACUCAAAAGCUACGAUUUUAGUUACCAUACCCUGCCAACCUCUCAGGUUAAGGUUCCCGGACGGAAGAUAACCUUCUCUUCAUACCCUGGACUUCUCUUGUCAAUGGACGACUACUACGUAAUUUCCUCAGGAAUGGUUGCCAUGGAAACUACCAUUGAAAACAACAACGUUGAAAUCGCCGCCAAGAACACCGUUCCCAGAGGGUGCGUACUGGAAGGUCUGCGUGUGAUGGCUGCGAACCGUCUCGCUGCCAACAUCCACCAAUGGGCCAACGAAUUCUCGUCAUACAACAGCGGAACCUACAACAACAUGUGGAUGGUCCUUGAUUACCACAAAUUUGAACCAAACAAGGAACUUCCAAACAGCGACCUGUUAUUAGUGCUGGAGCAAAUGCCGGGUUACAUCAUGUUCCAAGAUUUGACCAAGAAGUUGAAGAAUGACACCUACUGGGGAAGCUACAAUGUGCCCCACUGGGCUGUGGCCAAACUGGGGCAUUGUCUCUCGAAAGGGUUUUUAGUUGAAAAAUUUUUCUCCAAGAUUGUGAAAAUCAGCGGCCAGCAGGACCUCAUUAACAAAUACGGGGACAUCUACACCUACAACAACACCCCCAGGGCCAAGAUAAUGAGAAGGGACCAUGUCAAGGUGAAGGACAUGAAGACGAUGAUCAAAUUGAUGAGGUACAACAAUUACAAGAAGGACCCACUGUCCAGGUGUGAAUGUGACCCCGCUGAGAACGCCGCGCUCGCAAUCUCUGCCCGAUCUGAUUUGAACCCACGGAAUGGCACCUACCGUUUCAAGUUUCUAGGACACCGUGCUCACGGAGCUAUUGACAUGAAGCUGACCAAUUCCACUCUCAUCAAGGACCUCAGUUUCAUAGCCAUCGCGGGACCCACGUGCGACGAUGUCCCCAUCUUCCAGUGGAGCAAAGCAGGCUUCAACGACUCAGUACCUCAUUUCGGACACCCUGACAUCUUCAAAUUCCCACCCUACGUUUUCGGAGAUGAUGUCAAGCCAUUUUACCGAGACCAAUGAAGGGGUCUUUUGCAACAUCCCCCCCCACCCACAACAUCACACUCCAACACCACUCCACAACGCACUGCACACACAACACUCCAGCUGACACCGCACUUCCACAACACAGAAAAACAGUCCAACGCCACUCCGCAAGCAACCCCCCCCACCACCACACCCAAAAUGGAUGAUUUUUCGUGACAAAUAUGAAAUAUAAAAAUAAAUAUGCGACAAA
Octopus sinensis (East Asian common octopus) is the source of this 2753-nucleotide messenger RNA. Its product is annotated as putative phospholipase B-like 2. Bases 776 to 2539 code for a protein of 587 amino acids. Gene Ontology annotation, molecular function: glycerophospholipase activity. The record is from RefSeq and is a predicted model, not a curated record. Gene Ontology annotation, cellular component: extracellular region. Gene Ontology annotation, biological process: phospholipid catabolic process. Lineage: Eukaryota; Metazoa; Mollusca; Cephalopoda; Octopoda; Octopodidae. The transcript is spliced from 12 exons.